CGUGUGAGAUGCGCACGCACAUCUCUCCCCCAUCCCGACAGAUUGGAGAAACAUUUUUUUGGGUGGGGGAAUCAGAUCAGAUCUGUAGCCCUUUUCUUGAGGUAACGCGUAUUAGUCUACCCAGCAGCUGGAACUUACGGGAUAAAGAUAAUGCACGCUUAUUAAACCCUGACGUUCCCGCAAGUCCUUUCAGUACAGGCGGCAUUGUAAAGUGUGAGGCAGCCCAUUUUCGAUCACACAACUAUUCAUUAUUUUCAGAAGUGUCUAUAAGUGUGAAAUGUAAACAAAAGAGCCAACAACUGUAUGUAUAACAGUAAUUAUUUCCAUCAUGCACAGUGCAAAAAAAAGCAUUCCUGAAGAACUGUAUAUAUAGACCUAGAUUCCUCUUUGAUUUACUUCUGUAGCUGAUACAUUUACCAAGAGGAAAACUGCUGUAGGACGUGUUUCCAUUGAGAUGAAACAUAGCCAGUCUGAAAUUUUAACUGUACCUACGGAAAAUCAUCUAAUUCUUGCUGGAAUUUCCAGGACAGAUAAAGGAUUUGCAGUUAGCUCUGAAAACCAUAAUCUUAAGAUUGAUUUACUAAAUAAACCAGUUGAAAAGGGAGCUCUUUGUAGUCAAGAUACUUGUUUAAAUUGCACAGGUGAAACUGCAGUUGAUCAUUUGAAACAUACGCUUAACAGAGAAAAUGAAACUGCAGUGCUAGAAGUAAAAAUGCAAUCAUCUACACAAGAUCAUUGUGAUGAAGACCUUGGAAAAUAUGAAAAAGUAUCUGAAGAGGCUCCUUCAGAAGCAGCAAGAUGUGCAUAUUUACCAGAAUUGCAACUACAUUCAUACAGUGUUCAAUUUUCUUCAUUAAUGACACAAGAUAGAAAUGCUGUACUAUCUCUUGGCACCAAUACUCCUGAUGGAACAAUCAGUACAAAUACAGAAAUUACACCAGUAUUGAGACCUUUAUUAACUCCUUCAAAUGCAAAUAGCACUAUUUCUUGUGACCAAAUCAAAGGGAUUGUUAAUAAUUCUACAGUGUCACAAACCUUAUCAGGCUGUUCUGAUGUAGAAUCUUGCAAUGGUAUAUGUAUUUCACCUCAAGAUGCAGAUCCUGUUUAUGAUACAUUUAAUGAGAUCAAAGAGACGGCUGUAAGCCUUGUAGUAAAUAAUACCGAGGAAGGUGUUUUUCACAGUUCAAAUGGUGCUGAGGCAGGCCACAAUCUGGCAGCUGCACAAAAUGCUGUGGAGGAACCCACUUAUUCACAGAGAAAUUACUCUACUCCUCAAGUGAUAAUAUGUCAGUUGAAAAAUGGCACUCAUAUACUUUGUGUAAACAAUACUGAGACAAGAGAAUUGAAAGCUAUUCAUUUGGUUCCCCAGUAUCAAGAACAGAGUUAUACUCCUUUGGACUAUCUCAUCAGUGAGAAAAACUGUCUUGGGAAUGAUGCAAGCAACUCGGUAACAUCUGUACUUGGGCAGUUUUUGCCAGUUGCAGGUAAACUGAAUACCUGUGCUCAAGAGCUUGAUAAUGGAUCCAUACAUACAAGCAGUUCAGAUCUGACUCUUCAGGAGCCAACAAAAUUAACUUUAGUUGGGUUUCCUUGUGCUUCCUGGGAUACAAAAUCAAAGAAGCCAUGCAACUGCACUAAAUCACAGUGCCUCAAACUAUACUGUGAUUGUUUUGCCAAUGGUGAUUUCUGUAGUAAUUGCAACUGUAAUAAUUGUUAUAACAAUCCAGAGCAUGAAAUAGAACGGUUUAAGGCUAUUAAGGCUUGUCUUGACAGAAAUCCAGAAGCUUUCCUGCCAAAGAUUGGAAAAGGAAAACUUGGCGAUAUUAAACCAAGACAUAAUAAAGGUUGUAACUGUAAGCGUUCAGGGUGUCUAAAAAAUUACUGUGAAUGCUUUGAGGCUAAAAUUAUGUGCUCAUCUAUCUGCAAAUGUAUUGGAUGCAAAAAUUAUGAAGAAAGCCCUGAUCGAAAAACAUUAAUGAAUAUGCCAGUUCAAAUGGAAGUUAAAACCAAUGAAGGAAAUGAUUCUGAAUCAUUUUCUAACUCUGAAAUAUCAAAAACCAAGAAAGAAAGACAAUCUAGUACGUGUAUAUCUUGGGAGGUGGUUGAGGCAACAUGUGCCUGUCUUCUUGCUCAAGCUGAAGAGGCAGAAAAACAAGAUUACUCCAUUUGCUUAGCUGAACAAAUGAUCCUAGAAGAAUUUGGGAGAUGCUUAGCGCAGAUUCUUCACUCUGAAUUUAAAUCCAAAGGACUGAAAGUAGAAUAAUGUGUUUUACUUGCAGUGCUAAAGUAUUGCUUGAAAUUAUUUUAAUUUUGAUAUAUAUACAGUAACCCACUUAGUUUAUUUUCUAAUUCUAUUUCUCUUGCUUUUAUAUUAUCAUAAUUGAUAAUUAUUUUGUUCCAAAUUAGCAGAGCAAUGAAAAGUUCAGCUGGAUAUUCUAUAUUUAAAUUAUUAUUUAAAUGAAUUACUAAUAUGGUCUGUAUGUGUGUGCAUAUAAAAUUUCUUUACUCUUACUUUACUCCCCUUGUUCAGUACUCAGUGUCUGACUAAAGAUGAAAUAAAACUGAAGAAUUGCAAGGUCCCUGUUUUAAUGUUCAAUUGUUAAAAUGAAAGGAACUGUUUUCCAUUUGCUUUAUUUACUAGUUUUGUAACAAUGGCAUACAUUUCAGCUAAUAAAUAUCCUUAACAAGA
Molecule: messenger RNA, 2689 nt
Organism: Pantherophis guttatus
Lineage: Eukaryota; Metazoa; Chordata; Lepidosauria; Squamata; Colubridae
Source: RefSeq, a predicted model, not a curated record